Acanthosepion pharaonis is the source of this 648-nucleotide messenger RNA. NCBI's taxonomy places the organism in Eukaryota, Metazoa, Mollusca, Cephalopoda, Sepiida, Sepiidae. The record is from the annotation of a GenBank genome assembly.
AUGCUGUCCUUGGGCCUGUUUCUGGCUGGCGCUCUCUUUCAUAAAGACUUGUACGGGUUUGCAAGUUUUUUGAGCCGAUAUAUAUGCAUCCCUACGAUCGUUUCCUUGUCUCUCGGAUCGUUCCUAACAUGCAUAUUUUCAUUAACUCUGCUGUGUUUUGCCCCAAACAUUCACCUCUACGCUCCCUACAAGUGUUUCUUCUCCGGGGUUCUUUUCUUGGAGUUUAUCACUUGGGGUGCGACCGUUUUCUCCAAGUCUUUCCUCUUGGGGCUGAUAAUCGAUUCUCUCUAUCAUGCUGCCUCCAAGUACACGAUUAACUCUCAAGCAAAUCUCACUUGGGAUGCUCUUCAACUUGAUUACCGCUGCUGUGGCGUUUAUAACUAUACCGACUGGUUCCAUUACUUGAAAGACUCUAUUGUCCCGGAUUCCUGCUGCGUAAACUACACUAUUGGCUGCGGAGUCUUUAACUCCACGAGCACCAUCGUUGAGACCGGAUGUGCAGAGGCCCUUUCAAAAUGGCUUGAUGGGUGUCUUUUACUAACCACCAUCUUAUUCUUUGUUUUCAUGUUAUUACAAGGCAUAUCUUUUACUUUAAGCAGUAAGGAUCAAGGAUUUGAUUCUGAACUUAGUCCCGUGACUACAACAUAA